Aspergillus puulaauensis is the source of this 1641-nucleotide messenger RNA. RefSeq names its product fatty acid desaturase. Gene Ontology annotation, biological process: lipid metabolic process. The record is from RefSeq and is a predicted model, not a curated record. Gene Ontology annotation, cellular component: membrane. Lineage: Eukaryota; Fungi; Ascomycota; Eurotiomycetes; Eurotiales; Aspergillaceae. Bases 1 to 1641 code for a protein of 546 amino acids. The transcript is spliced from 2 exons. Gene Ontology annotation, molecular function: oxidoreductase activity, acting on paired donors, with oxidation of a pair of donors resulting in the reduction of molecular oxygen to two molecules of water.
AUGGCCGUCUCCCGCAAGGACGCCAUUCUGUCUCGCCGCUACAUCGAGGGCCUCAUUGCCGACGGGAAACAUGUGUUCAUCUUCGACGACCGUGUCCUCAAGGUCGAUGCUUGGAUUCCAUUCCACCCUGGAGGUGACAAGUCUAUCAAGCACAUGGUGGGACAGGAUGCCACCGACGAGAUCAAUGCGUUACACUCCACAGAAGCUCGCCAGCGGAUGUUGGCUUUCCAGGUCGGUCGCAUCCAGGGACCGUGGGUGAACUUUUUGCCUCCCAUCCAGGGCGGGAAGUUCCGUCCCUACGACCAGAAAGCCCCCUACAGCGAGGACGACGAUACCUCCGGCCAGUCCCAACCCCCGUCGCCCGUUUUCGAUGCUGUAGAUGCUGCUCCGGGAGCUCGUCCGCAGUCACCAUCUUCUGAGUCUUCCGUCUCGACUCCUGCCAGCGAAGAAUCCGAACCGAAGCCUUCUUUCCUCGACGCCCGGACACGACGGGAAAUCGUCUUCGACACCGCCAAGUAUCCUUCGGUGGACACGAAAACGCAGGAGGAUAUUAAACAGAGAUAUCGCGAGUUACAGAAACGGAUCGAAGCCGAGGGACUUUACGAUUGCAACUAUUUCUCAUACUUCAUCGAAGCCUGUCGAUAUACUCUAUUCGCUGGACUGUCAUACCUCUUUCUACGCCUCGAAUGGUAUCUGGUCUCGGCCUUCCUUCUAGGAUGUUUCUGGCACCAACUGGUAUUUACUGCACACGAUGCAGGCCACAUCGGCAUCACCCACCGUUACCAUGUGGACAGUACAAUCGGGAUGCUGGUUGCCGAUUACCUCGGGGGACUUAGUCUCGGCUGGUGGAAAAGGAGCCACAACGUUCACCACAUCGUGACGAAUGAACCAGAACACGAUCCGGAUAUCGAGCAUAUGCCCUUCUUCGCUAUUUCACACCGCUUCUUCACGAAUCUGCGAAGCACGUACUAUGACCGCGUCAUGGAUUUCGACGCCUUUUCCAACUUCAUGCUUAAAUACCAGAACUACCUCUACUACCCGAUCCUUUUAUUCGGCCGCUUCAACCUCUACCGAUUGAGUUGGGAAUAUCUGAUACUGGGCCAGGGACCGAGGAAGGGUCCCGCCUGGUGGCACCGUUGGUUUGAAAUUGCCGGUCAGAUCUUCUUCUGGUACUGGUUUGGAUAUGGUGUUCUCUACAAAUCUAUCCCAACAUGGGGCAGCCGUCUCGGCUUCCUUUUCAUCUCGCAUAUGGUCACUGCGCCUGUCCACGUGCAGAUUACCCUUUCCCACUUCGCCAUGUCGACAGCAGAUCUAGGCGUCCACGAAUCGUUCCCUCAGAAGAUGCUCCGCACGACGAUGGAUGUUGACUGCCCAACCUGGCUAGACUUUUUUCACGGCGGUCUUCAAUUCCAAGCCAUCCACCACCUCUACCCUCGUAUUCCGCGCCAUAACCUGCGCCGUACUCAGAGACUUGUCCUUGAAUUUUGUCGCGACACCGGUAUCCCAUACGCGCUAUACACCUUCACCGAUGGAAACAAAGAAGUUAUUGGGAAACUCGGCGAUGUCGCCAAGCAAGUUCGGAUUCUGGAAGAAUGCAGGAAGUCAUGCGCUGAGCAGGGUGUUUUCUCCGAUCACCAUUAG